Messenger RNA from Colletotrichum godetiae, 848 nucleotides. RefSeq lists its product as uncharacterized. The transcript has a single exon. NCBI's taxonomy places the organism in Eukaryota, Fungi, Ascomycota, Sordariomycetes, Glomerellales, Glomerellaceae. Bases 181 to 564 code for a protein of 127 amino acids. The record is from RefSeq and is a predicted model, not a curated record.
CGCGCAUCGAUGCUUCCCUCGACCCGAGGUUACGGUAAAGCCUGCUGAAGUGUACGAAUUACCCUUCUCGACUACUACUGUUGUAUAUUAGUGUACAAGAAAGGCAACGGACGCAAUGGGUGGACGGAUGGCCGUCCCUGGGAUCCCCCAGCAUCCGUCGGAGAACAUGUUGCACUGUCGAUGAGAACCGGCUUGCUUCAUGUGACAUCUUCUCAGACAGCCUUACUCGAGAUAUGCAUGUCUUCCCUGGCCCUACCCAUGAAGCAAACCGAGGAUGUACACACACAAUUGGGGAAGCCAGACCACACCAUCUCACUGGUGCGCAUGUUGCCUUUUCCUGCGCCGCCGAAAAGGUGUGCAAGAGUUCUGAAAACGCCGCAACCGGCGCCGACUCAUGACCUCAUGACCCGCCAGUCUUGUACGGCCCGCGCCUUGCAGCCGGCUUUCACCCGGCUCCGACUAGCACCUCCCGGUCUGUGGCAUCCGAUGAUGUUGUGUCUUUCCACUGCCGUAACCUACAAUAUCAAGUCUGGAGGCGACGGUCUGCAUCUGAGGAUGCCCUAGGUACUCAUGAUGUAGGAUAGUCCGGCUGAACACCAGACUGUUCGAGAGUUGUUAGAAACGUUCAUCGACUUGUGCCAAGCUCUGCCCUAUCACGCAUGGGAAACCAGAGAUGACCAGAAGGACAGCUUGACUAGGUUCUCUAGACGUGUCUUUAUCUAAGGUACAUAUGACCGAGUCUGGUAAUAGACAUGGGCUAGUCAGCACCUACACCAAAACUUGUGAUACAUGCAAAACUCAUUGUCCUCUAUUUACUUCGAUAUGCUGUCCAGCAAUUUGCCUUGAGC